Molecule: messenger RNA, 1410 nt
Organism: Thyridium curvatum
Lineage: Eukaryota; Fungi; Ascomycota; Sordariomycetes; Thyridiales; Thyridiaceae
Exons: 4
Coding region: 1-1410 (469 amino acids)
Molecular function (GO): manganese ion binding; metalloaminopeptidase activity
Source: RefSeq, a predicted model, not a curated record
AUGGCGACCAACUACGAGGAGAUCCUCAAGGGCAAAUACCCGGCCAAGGCCCACGCCAAGCAUGUCGUCGAGCAGCUCCGCCUCAAGAACCCCGAUGCGUCUGGUGUGAUCUACCUGGAAGGUCGUGCGACCAAGAUGCUCGAGGACAGCGACGCAGCCGAGCCCUUCCGGCAACGGCGCCCCUUCUUCUACAUCACCGGCUGCCCGCUGCCGGACUGCUACGUCAUCUACGACAUCGACAACCACCACACGACCCUCUUCAUCCCGCCUAUCGACGCCGACGACGUCAUCUGGUCCGGCCUGCCCGUCUCCCCCGAGCAGGCCCUCGAGCUGUACGACGUCGACGAGGUCAAGUUCACGACCGACAUCAACGCCGAGCUCGCACGCCUGGGCAAGUCGACCCCGUCGCGGCCCAAGACCACCGUCUACGCCAUCCCCGAGCAGGUCUCGGACCACGUCAGCUUCCUCGAGUUCGACGACAAGAGGCUCGACGCGCUCCGGACGGCCAUCGAGGACGCGCGCGCCGUCAAGAGCGACUACGAGGUCGCCCUCAUCCGCAAGGCCAACGAGGUCUCGAGCGCCGCCCACCGCGCCGUCAUGGCCCGGGCGCGCACGGCCAGGAACGAGACGGAGCUCGAGGCCGUCUUCAAGGGCACCUGCAUCGCCCUCGGCGCCAAGAAGCAGGCCUACGACGCCAUCGUCGCCAGCGGCCGCACCGCCGCCACGCUGCACUACGGCCGCAACGACGCCGACAUGGCCGGCCGGCUGAACCUGCUGCUCGACGCCGGCGCCGAGUGGGACUGCUACGCCGCCGACAUCACGCGCACGUUCCCCAUCUCGGGCGCGUUCAGCAAGGAGUCGCGCGAGAUCUACGACGUCGUGCUGCGCAUGCAGCUCGAGAGCAUCGCGCGGUGCAGGGAGGGCGCCGUCUGGGACGACAUCCACGCCGACGCGCACCGGCUCGCCAUCGACGGCCUGCUGCGGCUGGGCAUCCUGCGGGGCGACGAGCGGGAGAUCUUUGACCGGCGGGUCAGCGUCGCGUUCUUCCCGCACGGCCUCGGCCACAUGCUCGGCAUGGACACGCACGACACGGGCGGCCACCCGGACUACGCCGACAAGGACACCAUGUUUAGGUACCUGCGCAUCCGGGGCAAGUUGCCUGCUGGCGCGGUGGUUACGGUGGAGCCCGGUAUUGCUGAAAAGAUUUACUUUUGCGAGUUCAUCAUCAAGCCUUACCUCGAGGACCCGGAGCUGUCCAAGUAUAUCGAUGUCGAUGUGCUGAACAAGUACUGGGAUGUCGGCGGUGUCCGUAUCGAGGACAAUAUUCUGAUCAAGCCUGGCGGAUACGAGAACCUCACCCCGGCUGUCAAGGAUGUUGCUGAGAUGGAGAAGAUUAUCUCUUCGGGCUGA